Messenger RNA from Tinamus guttatus (white-throated tinamou), 2221 nucleotides. NCBI's taxonomy places the organism in Eukaryota, Metazoa, Chordata, Aves, Tinamiformes, Tinamidae. The record is from RefSeq and is a predicted model, not a curated record.
AUCUGUUCAAGCAAGUGGCCAGUGCCACGGGGCUCUGCGACCAGCGGCGCCUGGGGCUGCUCCUGCACGACUCCAUCCAGAUCCCGCGGCAGCUGGGGGAGGUGGCCUCCUUUGGUGGCAGCAACAUCGAGCCGAGUGUCCGAAGCUGCUUCCAGUUUGCCAACAACAAGCCGGAGAUCGAAGCUGCCCUGUUCCUGGACUGGAUGAGGCUGGAGCCGCAGUCCAUGGUGUGGCUGCCCGUGCUGCACAGAGUGGCUGCUGCCGAGACUGCCAAGCACCAAGCUAAGUGCAACAUCUGCAAGGAGUGCCCCAUUAUUGGAUUCAGGUACAGAAGCUUAAAGCACUUUAACUAUGACAUCUGCCAAAGUUGCUUCUUCUCCGGCCGCGUUGCAAAAGGUCAUAAAAUGCACUAUCCCAUGGUGGAAUAUUGCACACCAACAACUUCAGGAGAAGAUGUCCGUGACUUUGCCAAGGUACUAAAAAACAAAUUUCGAACAAAAAGAUAUUUUGCAAAGCACCCACGAAUGGGCUACCUGCCUGUGCAAACUGUCUUGGAGGGAGACAACAUGGAAACUCCUGUUACUCUGAUCAACUUCUGGCCAGUAGAUUCUGCGCCUGCCUCGUCCCCUCAGCUUUCACAUGAUGAUACUCAUUCACGCAUUGAACAUUAUGCUAGCAGGCUAGCAGAAAUGGAGAACAGCAAUGGUUCUUAUCUAAAUGACAGUAUUUCACCUAACGAAAGCAUUGAUGAUGAACACUUGCUAAUCCAGCACUACUGCCAAAGUCUGAACCAGGAAUCUCCCUUGAGCCAACCUCGGAGCCCUGCACAGAUCUUGAUUUCUCUGGAGAGUGAAGAAAGAGGGGAACUAGAGAGGAUUCUUGCAGAUCUGGAGGAGGAAAACAGAAACUUGCAAGCAGAAUAUGACCGGCUGAAGCAACAGCAUGACCACAAAGGCUUGUCCCCACUGCCAUCCCCCCCCGAGAUGGUGCCCGUCUCGCCGCAAAGUCCUCGGGAUGCUGAACUCAUUGCAGAAGCCAAACUGCUCCGCCAGCACAAGGGCCGCCUGGAGGCCAGGAUGCAGAUUCUGGAGGAUCACAACAAACAGCUGGAGUCACAGCUGCACAGGCUGAGGCAGCUGCUGGAACAGCCACAGGCAGAUGCCAAGGUGAAUGGUACCACACUGUCCUCUCCUUCUACCUCUCUGCAGAGGUCAGAUAGCAGUCAGCCAAUGCUUCUUCGUGUCGUUGGCAGCCAGACUUCAGAAACCAUGGGUGAGGAUGAGCUGCUCAGCCCUCCCCAGGACACAAGCACAGGUUUGGAGGAAGUGAUGGAGCAGCUUAAUAACUCCUUCCCAAGCACCAGAGGAAGAAAUGCCCCUGGAAAGCCAGUAAGAGAGGCAACAAUGUAGGGAGCCUUUUCCACAUGGCCGAUGACUUGGGAAGAGCGAUGGAGACCUUAGUGACAGUGAUGACGGACGACAAGGUGUUAGAAUAGCAAGAUGUGUUUUACAACUUCAGGCGUCCCGCAUGGUUUUUAUAACAUUCAUACUACAAAGAGGAUUAGACUGUAAGAGUUUACAAGAAAACAAAUCUAUAUUUUUGUGAAGGGUAGUGGUACUAUACUGUAGAUUUCAGUAGUUUCCUAAGUCUGUUACUGUUUUGUUAACAAUGGCAGGUUUUACACGUCUAUGCAAUUGUACAAAAAAUAUAAGAAAACUACAUGUAAAAUCUUGAUAGCUAAAUAACUUGCCAUUUCUUUAUAUGGAACGCAUUUCGGGUUGUUUAAAAAAUUUAUAACAGUUAUAAAGAAAGAUUGUAAACUAAAGUGUGCUUUAUAAAAAAUAAUUGUUUAUAGAAACCCCCUUAAAAAAAAACACACAAAAAAUACUGAGGCAGUGCAUUUGUUUAGCAUCAUUUCAGCUCUAUAACUGCAUCAGAGAGAGAUUCAUGUUCUGUGUUCUUUUCCUUGCUGAUCAAAAAGAAAGAAAAAAAGUAUGUAUCUCCUGCAGCAACACCAAAACGGCCAACUUGCAUCAUUUCUCGUUGUUUUUGUCUGGCUAGGGCUGGCUUAAAAAAAAAGAAAAAUAAUAAUCUCCUGGACUUCCAAGGAAGGUAGUUAUUUCACCUCUUUCCAAUAAAAUUGAGAAUUACAUCAAUCAUAGAGCUAGUCUGCAAUAAUUAAGCAAAAGAGCACAUUACAUGGCAGCCUGCAAAAAAUAAU